GCGCGCGCGCGCGUGCUGCGCGGUGGCGGUGCGAGCUCCCGAGCGGCUGCCGGAGCCCCGGGGACCGCGCUCUAACGGCGGCUGGGUAGCCUGCGAAGCCUGGAAACCCGUGUGAGUCACGGUCGCUUUCGAACUAGAAAGCGCUUGCGCAAACCUAUUGCUAGAUUUAGGAUUUUGCGUUCGGUUUUCAGUUAGUGCUUCAGAAAGCUGAUGUGCUGGGAUUGAUCGGUCGCGGUUACUUGUAUAAAGGUAGACAAGGAGCUCUGAAGUGUUGUUAAAAAACUUAAAAUAUCUGCAGUGAAUUUAUAAUUACCUUAUUUAAAUUAUCUUGAGAUACUAACGUUUAUUUGCGUGGUUUUAAAGAGAUUGCAGAGAACCGGGUCCUGGAUUAAAGAAAUUACUUGGUAACGAAUUUAAAGUGGGCUGAGACUCGGGAACAAUGAGCAGAAUGAAUUCCUCACAGGACCAGAGUGGCUCCAGUAAUAGAGAAACCCUUUUGCGGUGUAAUGAUGCACGGAGGGAUUUGGAGCUUGCUAUUGGUGGAAUUCUCCGGGCUGAACAGCAAAUCAAAGAUAACUUGCGAGAGGUCAAAGCACAGAUUCACAGUUGCAUAAGCCGUCACCUGGAAUGCCUUCGAAGCCGCGAGGUAUGGCUAUAUGAACAGGUAGACCUCAUCUAUCAGCUUAAAGAGGAGACACUUCAGCAGCAGGCCCAACAGCUCUACUGGUUAUUGGGCCAGUUCAAUUGUCUUAUUCAUCAACUGGAGUGUACCCAAAACAGAGAUCUAGCCAAUCAAGUCUCUGUGUGCCUGGAGAGACUAGCCAGUUUGACCCUGAAGCCAGAAGAUUCAACUGUCCUGGUCUUUGAAGCGGAUACAAGUGCUCUGCGCCAGACCAUCACCACAUUUGGGUCCCUCAAGACCAUUCAAGUUCCUGAGCACUUGAUGGCUCAUGCUACUUCAUCCAAUACUGGGCCCUUCCUAGAGAAAAGAGGCUACCUCUCAGUGCCUGAGCAGCAGAAGUCAGCAUCCAGCAUCACAGCUGUCCCUCUCAGCGAAUGGCUUCUUGGAAGCAAACCUUCAAGUGGUCGUCAAGUUCCUUACAUACCUAGCACCAACCCUCAGGACUGGCUUACCCAGAAGCAGACCUUGGAGAAUAGUCAGACAUCUGCUAGACCCUGCAGUUUCUUCAGUAAUGUCUGGGGCAACCUAAAAGGCUUAGAAAACUGGCUUCUGAAGAGUCAACAAGAAGUUCCUGAAAAACCAAAUUAUCAAAAGUGUAAUAGUCAUUCUAGUACCAGUUCUUUCUCCUGUGAAAGUGAAAAAGUUGAAGACGUAGAGCUGCCCGAUCAAGAUGAGAUGGACCUGUCUGAUUGGCUAGUGACUCCCAAAGCGCCCCGUAAGCUGGAGAAGCCUGAGAAUGACAGCCAUGAGGCCAGUGAGAAGUAUAAGCUCUUGUUUCAGUCCUACAGUGUGAGUGAUUGGCUUGUCAAGCCUGACUCCUGUACCAACUGUCGUGGCAACCAGCCUAAAGGUGUGGAGAUUGAAAACCUGGGCAAUCUGAAGUGCCUGAAUGACUACUUGGAAGCUAAGAAACCAUUAUCCCCCCCUAGCAUAAUUACUGAGGAAUGGCUUGUCCAGAACCGUCAGGACCCAUAUAAAGUAGAGGAGGUAUGCAAGGCCAAUGAGCCCUGCACAAGCUUUGCAGAGUGUGUGUGUGAUGAGAAUUGUGAGAAGGAAGCUCUGUGUAAAUGGCUUCUGAAAAAAGAAGGAAAGGAUAAAAAUGGGAUGCGUGUGGAACCCAAAUCUGAGCCUGAGAAGCAUAAAGAUUCUCUGAAUAUGUGGCUCUGUCCUUCCAGAAAAGAGAUAGUGGAACAAGCUAAGGCACCAAAGGCAAUGAUUCCUUCUAAAGUUGCUGAUUCCUUGCAAGUCAUAAGGAACAGUCCCUUAUCAGAAUGGCUCAGCAGGCCCCCAAGCAAAGAAGGACAUCCCAAGGAAGUGCCUGGUACUGAGGAUAGAGCUGGCAAACAGAAACUUAAAAACCCUGUGAUCACCUCCCGAUGCCCCUUUAACACAGCUGACUGGGUCUUGCCAGGAAGAAAGAUUGGAAACCUUAACCAAUUGUCCUCUGGUGAAGACAAAUGGCUACUUCGAAAGAAGGCCCAGGGAGUAUUACUUAAUCCACCUCUACAAGAAGAACGUAACUUUCCCCUUAACCGUUAUGGCCUCCCUGCAGUUUGUGAUCUCUUUGCUUGUAUGCAACUUAAAGCUGAUAAAGAGAAGUGGUUGUAUCGAACUCCUCUACAGAUGUGAAAGAAUAGAUGACUGGAGUCCAGCAGCUUUUUCUGCAGAUUACACACCUCCAUGAGCUGAGUGACCGCGCUUGCCAAAUUAUUGUUUCUGGGUCUGACCAGUCAGCUUAGUUUCUUUCCUACCUAAUUUUGAACUAGUGAAGUGAAAUAAAUCAUCAGAUUAUGAGUUACUAUGUAAAAGAAAAAGGCUGUUAUUGAUGCUAUGGUGAUUUAGUUCCUUCCUUCUUACAGAAGUAUUAAUUUAAGUCACCCCCACCCUAGAGAUGCAACAUCUUGGUAGACAGAUAGGUCUUUUUCACAACCCUCCAAGGUUCCUUAGACUGGGCUGUUACUCAAAGUACAUUAAAACACUGUAUAGUUUUAAAAAUGAACUAUUUCUGUAAUCAAAGCAUAUUGAUGUAUUCUAAAGCUAGUAAACUUCUCUAACCUUUUGAGUGCCCUUUAGUUUAUUGUAUUCUUCUGUUAGUGUUCUGUGAUUUUUGUUUAUAGUGUAUUUUGCACAAAUAAUCAACCUUACCAAUACAGUGAUUACCAAAAUGUCUAUUAAUAACCUUGACAAUUUUGACAUUAAUUACCAAACAUUUUAGCCUACAUGUCAGUUCUAUAAUUUCUCUUCAUUUGAAAGAAAUUCAGCUACUACAAAUUGUUUUUAUUACUUUCUCUAAAUGUUAGUAUGUAGUGAGCUCUUUUAGAACUGGACUAUUUUCAGGUUAGUUCUAGCCUCUUUCACGAUGUUCUACAGACUACAGCUUUUAAAAGACCCCAGUGCCCUCAGAUUAAAUAGGCAAGACAUGUUGGAAGUGUAAUAUAUACAUACUUGAACCAUUCACUACCCUGGGGAUUACUGGUGCAUCCUGUGCAGGUGGAAGCUGAGUUUGACACCUGGUGCUUUUAUGUAGGGAUAAAGAUGUCCUCUUACUGCAAGCACAGCAUACCUGUACCUCCAAAAGUACAAUGGAGUGACAUUUUAGUGAACAGGCUGUUUUCAACAUUUGUGCCUUGCAGUGUUCAUUGAAGCUUUAUGAAAACUAUGUUUUCUUAAAAUCCUUAAAGUCACACCCAUGCUUUAAAAGAAGUCUUUGUUUUAAAUUCAGUUCUCAAAUAAGAUAUCUUUGCUGCUUUCCAGGCUUUGAAACCAUUAAGCCUCUUAAUUGCUUAUGCUAUUGGAAAUACUUCUUGGGGAAAUUUUAUGGUCUCAAGAUGUCAUUCAACUCAGUUUCACUACAGUUCUUUUGAACCACUAGGUGAAAAGAGCUUUGUAUACUUUUUAAUCUCCUCUCAGAUACCAUUUAGAAAUUACAAUAAAGGUGGUGGGUAAAAAACAAGUUAUAGAGACUUUCUAAUAUCUUAUUAGGCUGCAGCAAAUGUAGUUUCUUUUCUGAGUUCUAACAUGCUGUGUUUUACAUUAUCACAAUAAAAUUUACAAUAUCACUAUGUUAAUGCGUAUGGAAAACAUUGUUUUGCAUUGAUGCAUUUUGUAUCUGCCUCCAUUAAAAGCAUAACACCCA
Otolemur garnettii (small-eared galago) is the source of this 3818-nucleotide messenger RNA. RefSeq names its product nuclear receptor coactivator 4 (gene NCOA4). Gene Ontology annotation, molecular function: transcription coactivator activity. NCBI's taxonomy places the organism in Eukaryota, Metazoa, Chordata, Mammalia, Primates, Galagidae. The record is from RefSeq and is a predicted model, not a curated record. Gene Ontology annotation, biological process: response to hormone; intracellular iron ion homeostasis. The coding region runs from base 440 to 2311 and encodes 623 amino acids. The transcript is spliced from 10 exons.